UACCAUACUAGCAAAUUAAGAGAAGACAUACAAAGAAUAUAGAUAAAAUCAGCGGCGUUGAUUGAAUGGCGUCCAGUGACAGAUCACCGGGUCCGAUGCCGCCGGGAGACGGGUCUAUGCCGCCGGGGAAGCCGAUGACGGUGUCGCAGCAGAUGCUGGACAAAGGUGCUCAGAUGAUGCAGUCUCUGAAGCCGGUGAGGCAGAUGAAGCAACACGUGUGUACCUUCGCCUUGUACAGUCACGACAUGACUCGCCAGAUCGAGACUCACCACUACGUCACUCGCCUCAACCAGGACUUCCUCCAGUGCGCUGUCUAUGACUCUGAUGAUUCCAACGCUCAUCUCAUCGGAGUGGAAUAUAUAGUAUCUGAUCGGGUAUUUGAGACACUGCCACCUGAGGAACAGAAGCUCUGGCACUCCCAUGCUUAUGAGAUAGAAUCUGGGCUCUGGGUGAAUCCACGUGUCCCGGAGAUGAUUCAUACUUCUGAACUUGAAGAUCUUGCCCAGACGUAUGGCAAGUUUUGGUGUACAUGGCAAGUUGACAGAGGUGAUAGGCUUCCACUGGGUGCGCCUGCACUGAUGAUGUCUCCACAAGAAGUGAAGAUGGGGAUGGUGAAGCCAGAGCUGGUGAAGAAGAGGGAUGACAAGUACAAGAUAUCAAGUAAUGAUUUGAAGACUUCCAGGGUGAGUAUUGUAGUCCCGGCGUGCAUGAAUCCGCUUGCCGACCACUGGAAACGGAUUGGAAAAGGUUUUGCCAUCGACGUAGAGGAGACAGAAAUGAAAACAAGGGCACCAUUCCCAUAAAAAACAAGGACUUUAUCCCUUUCUUCAUCUUCUUAGUUACUAUGUUUCUAGACAGACGGGGAGUAUAUGUUAUGUUUUUCCAACUGUUGGUCUAUCUUCUAAUUGUGAAAUUUCCAAUUUUGGAGUGAAUGAGAAAUGCAUGAUAAAUGCAUUCUUAAUAAUUUUGGUUUUGCCAUCAUCGUUUCAUUAAGAUUCGUUAAAUUGGGUUAAUAUGCAGAAUAAUUAGCAUGAUAAAUGCAUUCUUAAUAAUUUUAUUGUUUCGUAAAACUCAUUAAAUUGGGUUAACUCUUCCUGAAUAUUUGAGAAUUAGUCGGAGCGAAAUCUCGGAUACUUCUAGUCAUAAAAAAUUAAAAAAAAAAAAAAAACUGGGUUAAUAUAUUGAAUAAUCUCUAUAUAAACACAUUCUUAACAAAAAUUCAACGUAAACGAAAUGUAACUUGGGUAUCAAAAUUUCGGGACAUGGGCAGCAUUUCUUGGGAUGGUGUUUGGAGUCUUUGGACUAGAAAAUCAUCAGAUUUAGAAUGAAUUAAAACUCAAACUUAA
This is a messenger RNA of Cornus florida, 1346 nucleotides long. RefSeq names its product oil body-associated protein 2A-like. The transcript is spliced from 4 exons. The record is from RefSeq and is a predicted model, not a curated record. Lineage: Eukaryota; Viridiplantae; Streptophyta; Magnoliopsida; Cornales; Cornaceae. The coding region runs from base 66 to 803 and encodes 245 amino acids.